GGGGGAUGGCUGGAUCACGUGAUCGAAAAUGAAACGCUGUAGUCUAGUUAAAAAUGUUGACAUUGCGAGGGAUGAGUGGAUGUAGGAUAUUCCUUGUUGCUAAUGAAAGCUGUUUGGAUUAAUCAAGAGUGGUCUGAGGCUGGAUGCGAAGUAGUUCCCUUGUCUCUGAGUCAUGGAGUUUCCAGAUCACAGUCGCCGUAUCCUGCACAGUUUGCGUGACCAGCAGAUGCAAGGUUUUCUGUGUGAUUGUCAAGUUAUAGUUGGUACUGCCCACUUUCUGGCUCACCGCUCUGUCCUGGCCUCUUGCAGCCCCUUUUUUCACAUGUCGUGCAGAGAGCAUCCAGAUACACGGGACCUCACCCUGAAUAGCCAGAUCGUCACAGCACCAGCCUUUUCUCUACUUAUUAACUUUAUGUACUGUGGGCGACUCAGCUUCCAGGAGGCACCCGCAGAGGAUGUCCUGGCAGCCGCCAGCUACCUUCACAUGGAUGAGGUUGUGAGGGUCUGCAAAAAGAGGCUGCAGGGCCGAGCACCAGCAGAGGCAGACAGCACACGACGAGAAGAGGAGAGCUCCACAGCCUACCAUUUAGCAGAGAAUGGAGACGUAAAGCUAAGACUACAGGGUAUGGAGUGUGGGCAGAGCAGAACAAGAAAUCUGAGAUGCCAAGGUGAAGAAGCAGAAGGAAGUGAGCAGAAAGUGCCAGGGAAUGCAGCGUUCCAAUUGCAGGAAGGAGCAGGGAGUUCUAGAUUCCAGAGACAGGAGGCAGUAGGAACAGGGCAGAGAUUGGCAGGGAGUUUAGGUCAUCAGGCACAGGAGGUGUCAGGAAAUGGACAGAGAGUAGCAGCAAGUUCUAGGAUUGAGGCACAUACAAUAGUGGAAGGUGGACAAGAAGUGGCGGGAAGUUCUGGGCUUGGUAUACAAGAGGGAACAGGAAGUGGACAGGCAGUUGCAGGUAGUGUAAGAGGUCAAGGGCAGCAAUUAACAGUAAGUCAUCAAGAGGUGGCAGGGACCUCUAGGUUUGAAGUGCCAAAAAGAACAGAGAAUGAGCAGCCAGUACCAGAAAGCAUGAGAUAUCAACAGCAGGAUGCUCCACAAAGUACAGUCACACCACACACUCUCAGAUAUCCUACAGGAAGCCACGAUACUUGUUCCAGUGCACAGGCAGCACCAUCUAGAAACUCUCCAAAGAGGCAAGAACCAGCAGGCAGCACACAGGGCCCAAUAGGAGGUUCCAGGUAUUCUCUACAGCCUCAAGAAUCUCUACGCGUUAACAACCAAGUCCUGACAAUGCCUAGAUUGUCUCUGGAAAAUCACACAGAAGCAGGGACAACUUUGUCAGUUUCAGGGAGUUUCAGAUGUUCAUUGCACACAUCAGAGCCCACUGGUAGCACAAUGGCAACAUCAGGAACUUCCAGGUACUGUGUACAGAGUUCACAAUUUGCAGGGAACGCAGCGGCGCAACCGGGUGCUGCUAAAAUCUCCUUGCAGACACAAGAGCCAACUGGUAGUAUGCAGUUGGCUUCCUCUCGCCCAAGAUACAUUUCUCAAGUUCAGGAGCCUACAGGCAGCAUUAGUACACCACCAGGCCUUUCCAGAUACCUUCUACAAAGCCCUGAGUCAGCAGGCACCAUGCAGGCGGUAGCAGGUACAUCCAGAUAUCCCUUGCCGACCUCUGGUUGUCUGACUGCAAAGCAGAGAGAAGAGGGCGAUUGUGCAAAGUCCGAGUUGGCAGUGACCACCACAACACAGCCUGGAAUGGAGACUGCAACUGCCCCAAGCCCAUGCAGCUCCACUGGUAGUGAAGUGCACCCAGCGCCAGGUGUUACAGUGAAGGUAGAGGCAAUUGUGAUAUCCGACGAGGAAUGUGACAGAGGAACUGCAUCUUUUAAACGGCAUGACUUUGAGGAGGAGGAAGGAGAGGAGGAAUCUAACUACUUGCCUUAUCAUAUGAUUGCAGUUCCAGGUGGGCACCAUCCUGGUUAUGGAACCCUUCUGCCUCCAUCCAUCCAUGCAGAGACCAUGUAUUUGCAGGAUUUUGAAGGACACCCUGGUUUUCCCCUAUUCCCAGAGGAUGUUCCCACCUGCAAAACAUGUGGAAAGACCUUUUCUUGCUCCUACACACUCAGACGACAUGCCACUGUACAUACCAGAGAACGACCCUAUGAGUGUCGUUAUUGUUUACGCAGCUACACCCAAAGCGGGGACUUAUACAGGCACAUCCGUAAGGCACACAGUCAGCUUGAGCCAAGUCUCAAGAAACCAAAGGGGGAGAUAGAGCCAGCACCCCCUAACUUGCCUUGAAGACUGAUUAAAGCUUGGCAUCUUUAACUACAUAUGGUAAUUGGGCACAUGUGGGAUGACUUCUGUUCAAGGAAAAGAGCUUUGACUAUGCCCAUUUGAACAUUAACAACAUUCAGACUAUAUGUGACUGUUGUAAUUUAUUCAUAUUUUUUUUUUCUUUGCACAAACGUAUGGUUCUUAAUGUUAUCUUUACAAAAGAAGGAACACCUUUUCAUUAAGAUUGAAAGGCCAACAUGCUUUCUUUACAUACAGGAGUCAUUUCUGUUGGCUAUUGGUUUCUGUGCAUAUGGUUACUGCUGAAGCACCCUAUAAAUCCUUGGGGUGAUGAGCAGAAGCAAAGAGUCAGAGUUGUAUGACUGUCAUUAAGCUGUCUCAUAAUGAGUAAAUUAAGUGUUACACAUUGAAAAAAAAUAAUAAGGACUUUUCUUAAUCAUGGGAAGAAAUAUUUUAGAUAUUUUUUACAUUACUCUAACACCAUAAACUAAAAGCACUAUUCUAUUCCUUCUAUGAAUAGGUUGUGCAGUUGUUUACCGACAUCCACCUGCAGGCAACUUUCUUUCUGUUGUUCAGAUUUUUGAGGGUGUUAAGGUGGCCAUACACGGAUAGAUCCGCUCGUUUGGCGAU
Molecule: messenger RNA, 2926 nt
Organism: Xenopus laevis (African clawed frog)
Lineage: Eukaryota; Metazoa; Chordata; Amphibia; Anura; Pipidae
Gene: zbtb3.L
Product: zinc finger and BTB domain containing 3 L homeolog
Exons: 2
Coding region: 173-2302 (709 amino acids)
Biological process (GO): regulation of transcription by RNA polymerase II
Cellular component (GO): nucleus
Molecular function (GO): DNA-binding transcription factor activity, RNA polymerase II-specific
Source: RefSeq, a predicted model, not a curated record